CGACAGCUGGUGGUCGCCGACUCGCCGGUGAGACUAGUCAACGGUUCUCACCGCCCUGAAGUUGUCGAUUCUCCGUCGCCCUUAUUGAUCUUUGAAAUUCAAAAGUAUUCCUUCUAUCCUUCAUAAUUUGUCUUCAUUUAUGCCUGAAAUUUGUCUUGGUUUGAAACAUCAUUUCUGUAUUACAUGACGGUGUAUGCAAUUGAAGUUAUGAAAGGAUUGCUGUAAUGGACAUCACGACAAGACCACCCAGACACAACAAGACGGCGACGCGGGAAUAGGAUCACCAACUCUACAACCUUCUCUUAAGUAAACAUGGAUUCUGCCGAAAUACCAUGGAGGAGAGAGUCCCAACUUGCUCUCAUUCAAAAAGUGAAAGAAUUACCAACGUUAUGGGACGUGACGAACAUCCUCUAUCAUAAGAAAGGGAUUAAGAGAAAGGCUUACCAACUGGUGUGUGAUCACCUCAAACAAAAGUUUCCUGAGCUACAAUACCUAAAUGCAGGUACUGUGAAAACUAAAUUCAAUCAUUUAAGAACCUACUACCAACGUGAACUAAAGAAGAUUCAGAAAACUGCCAUUGGAACCGAAGUCAAAACGGAGUCCAAAUGGGAAUACUUCCGUCACUGCUCAUUUAUACAUACAACACAGCAGCUGUUAGACAACGUGGCUGAAAAUACUGUGGCUCCUGAGGCAUUUGCUGACCAACACCAACAUCUGGAGGGGGAGGCGGAGGGAAAUGAGGAUGAAUUCUGUCCGCUAAUUACAUCUAUUACAUCAGGUGGAAAUUCAAUCAUGGUUCCGACCAAGUCCGAAGCACUCUCACCCACACGGUCCACACCUCCCUUACCUGUACCUCCAACACCCACACUAUUAUCAGCUCAGCCAUCAAGUGCCCACAACCCCAAAUGGCAAGAAAGAGUAAAAAAGAGAAAGUCGGAUGCGGUAGAUGCCUCCUCUCAGACCAUGGACAAUGAUGAAGCCAUAGUUAAAACUGAACAGAAAAGGACUCCAUCAACUGUGCUCUCCCAUGGUCAGAGAAUAGGGGGAGUGAUUGACACGGUAUGGGAACAACUACCACCUGCCAAUCGUCGGAAACUCCUCGCUGAUUUAUUGUUUGUCUUGGCUAAGCAUGUGUCUGGGGAUGAACAGGUGUAGUGUACUGUCGAUGAACCACCUCAGUCCCAAAGAGUAAAGCUGACA
Molecule: messenger RNA, 1200 nt
Organism: Homarus americanus (American lobster)
Lineage: Eukaryota; Metazoa; Arthropoda; Malacostraca; Decapoda; Nephropidae
Exons: 3
Coding region: 313-1155 (280 amino acids)
Source: RefSeq, a predicted model, not a curated record